This is a messenger RNA of Cheilinus undulatus (humphead wrasse), 3428 nucleotides long. RefSeq names its product bromodomain-containing protein 4 (gene pdgfba). Bases 794 to 2476 code for a protein of 560 amino acids. Lineage: Eukaryota; Metazoa; Chordata; Actinopteri; Labriformes; Labridae. Gene Ontology annotation, biological process: platelet-derived growth factor receptor signaling pathway; positive regulation of protein autophosphorylation; positive regulation of MAP kinase activity. Gene Ontology annotation, cellular component: membrane. Gene Ontology annotation, molecular function: growth factor activity; platelet-derived growth factor receptor binding. The transcript has 7 exons. The record is from RefSeq and is a predicted model, not a curated record.
CUGAGCACCGUUCAAGAGGCACUCAGAGAGGAGAGAAGCGCGGGGGGCGAGAACAACCUGAUCCAGCGCUGCCGGUAAACGGAGGCACACCGUGAGAGGGAGGCAGAGUGAGGCAUGUGCAGGGAGGAGCUAUCGAUAAGAGAGACGCUGAGAUAAGACAGAUAUGUUGUUUGCAUUCUGGUGAAUCGCACUGAGGUGAGAGUAAUUGGACUUUUGCAGUGAGGCGUCUAGAGAUUUACGCACGAACGCGCCAUUCUCAGAUGAACCAACUUUUACGCACGGACCUUUGGAGAUGCGGGGCUUCACUUAGGAGGGAAUUGCUGCGAUUUCUGAACAGGAGGUCUUAAUUUAAAGGUUUUCACCUGGAAUUUUGAAGGCACACGUUUACGAAUUUGAUUUGAUUAACUAAAUCGCACAUUUGGAGACAUUGUUGGAAUCUCACUGGAGGCUUCAUGGUACUCUUUUAAGUGCACACCGAUACAGCAUAAAGAAACUGUGUGCCUAUAGCUUAUCCUAAGACCUUGCAUUACGCACCUGUCCCACCACCCUUUACGUCUCCUUCAGUGAGUUUUCAAAACAGCAGCGUGGACACAGACGUCUAGCCUGCGUGUGAGUCACCGUGAGCAAACAUUUGGACGCGCUGCGCUUUUUAAGCUGUGACACAUUUGAGGAUAUCUAACAGUGCGAGCCUUGCACGAGCGCCAAGCACACGACACCGGGACGAGGCUCGGUGCAGACGGGGGGAAUUGGACGCCGAGGUGCUAAAUGCCCAGCCGGUCGCUUGCGGCUCCUCAUGCUGGGCGGCAACAUGAGGUCCUGGAUCCUGCUGCUGCUACUGGCUGCGCUCUCAGCGGCACGUCUGCGGCUCGGCAGCGCUGAGGGCGAUCCUCUCCCUGCGUCGCUGGUCGACCUGGUGAGGAACUCUCCCAUCUCCUCUGUGGACGAUCUGAAGCUUCUACUGCAGCAGGAGACCAACGCAAUAGAGGAGGAAGAAGACGUGCACGAUGUACCCUUAAACCACACCCAUGGACGAUACACAAGAAGUCUUGUGGAGGCGCCGAUGGCCCAGCAGGCAGCAUGUAAAGUACGGACUGAGGUGAUGGAGGUGACGAGGUCCAUGCUAGAUCGCCGUAAUGCCAACUUUAUAUUAUGGCCACCCUGCGUGGAGGUGCAGCGAUGUUCUGGGUGUUGUAACACCAGGGUGCUGCAGUGUGUUCCUACAUUCACUUCCAGCAGAUACCUGCAGGUGUAUAAGAUCCAAUAUAUAAACAGGAAACCCCACUAUGAUAAAGCCAUCAUCUCAGUGGAGGACCAUGUCACCUGCAGGUGCCAGGCCCCUUCCCCUGCCUCCUCCUCUUCUGUUCCCAUCCCUCGCUCUCCCACGCUGAUCAACCCCAACCCACCUCCACCCCAGCAGCCUCCACAAUCCUCGCACCUUUUGCGGCCUGUCCAACCAGCUCCUCCUAAGACUCACACUUCCAAGGCCGACCUCCACCGCCAUGACGACCUGAAACACAACCAGCAGCACUACCGCCCUGAUGAGCGAGAUCCAGUGGCGAGGCAGUGGCAGCAGGGCAGCUACACCCAGCUGGUUCACUGGACCCAGCCCAGGGUGCACCAGCCGGUCACUGGGGGGCUCGCACCAGUCAGCAGCUGGCCGUCUGAAGCCAGGGCGGAGCAUAGCAUCAGUACACAGCCUGUUGGGCACGGGAGCGGGUAUGAUGGAAGUAAGGAGGAGAGUGGCAUGCAUGUAGCAAACAGCGGUGGGGAAGUGCAUCAUCCAGAUCACAUGCAAAGGCAGCAGCAGUUGUUAGAGCAUCAACAAAGGCAGCAGCAACUUCAGCAACAAUAUCAGUAUCAUCAACAGCCACAUUAUCCAACACAAUACAACCCUGGAGCUACACAUGAGCAAGGGCUGAGGACGCAAUAUCGACUCGACGCUCCGCAAUCAGACAGCGCCUCUCCACCUGCCGGCCCCACCGUUCUGCCCACAUUAGAACAAAACCCCACCCCUCCUCUAAGCACCAACCAGAAAGACUCAGUGACCAGCCUAAAAACUACAACAACAGAGGUCACGAAUCACAAACAGACUGAGACUGCAACAGCCAGUCAGAAAGAAGGGAAGGAGAGGGAAGAGAGUGGGUCAGCAAAUAGUGGGGCCGGGGCAGAGCCGGCCAAUCAGGGGAAGGAAAAAGACUCUAAAGUGACCAGUGGGUAUGGUCAUUUAACAGAGGAAGAGAGGAGACGGCUCACUCUGGAGACAAUACAGAGGGAGCUGGACCGAGAGACGCAUCCUCAUCCACAUCAUCCUCAGCAGAGACCAAAACCGACCACAUUUAAAACAGCCCUCUCCACAGGGUCUCCUGCUGUGUCCUCAGCCCAAAAGGCCCCUUUCCGACCAGCCUCCCCUCGCCGCAGGAGGAGGAAACACCGCAAACGCAUCAGCAAAGAAGCCAUCAGAGCCAUGAUCAUGUAGAGCUGCAUGAAAUGUAAAGGCUUACCAUGAGCUUCGGCACUGCACCAAAGGAACACAGAGAACGUUAUGUCUGAAUGUGGGGAGACUGACACUGUGGACUGAUGCAGACAUGAUGGACACUGCUGAUGGAAAUCUUCAGAGAGAGUCACCUUCCCUUCUCCAGAGCUGCCGCAGAGCGUCAAGCUUCAUGGAUCUAAAAAAGUGCAAUCUUAUGAACUCCUUGUAAUGGAGGAUUUCAGUCACACAAAACACUGGAUGUAACUUAUAUGGACCACAAAUCCAGUGACGAUGGAAGGUUAUCAGACUCUUCUGCAGCCAUUGAUUGGCUGCUUUAACACUUUAGACGGCUUAACUACUGAUUGGUCCACAAAUGGAGUCUUUAUUGGGGCUGUGUUUGGAGCUAAAGACUGGACUGGAGAUGUGAGGAACUGGAUUUCUACACUGGGAUGAAGACUGGAAACUGGAGUGUGCAGCUCAGGCCUCAAUGCCAAACAUUACUGUUAUCCUACAAUGUCUAAAUCUAACUGUAUUUAACACUGGAGUAGCAUACACUGAUCAUACUACAUUGACUAGAGAAAAGCUCUACUGUGUACUGUAGCUUAAUGUACUGGAAAAUAUUGAUAGCCUGCUCAUUUUGUACUACUGCCAGAUCCAAAAUGAAAUAUCAACCAAAUGCCUGCCUAGAAAACAUGCUAUGAAUAUCCACAUUAAAGCAAGUCUUAAAGACCUGGCUUUUAGAGAUCGCUGUGAGCCAGCUAUAGCCAACACUGUAUGUAUAAACGCUUCUAGAAAAUUAUCUCUGGGGGGGAGAAGAAAAAAACUUUAUUUCUUAACUUAUUUAAAAGAGGAGGAUUUGAAGUCCUCCAGUUCUCAAGUGUAAUUAUUGUUGCAGACAUGUCUCAGAUUAUAAUUAUUGGUUGUACAACUCUUACUGUUAUGAAUGUUAUUUUUA